AUGGAUCCUCCCUCUUCACCGCAGCCAGCUGCUGAUGCACCGAGCCCCUUCAACAAUGCUGCGGCCGAUACUAUCCUUCGCUCUUCCGAUCUCAUCGAUUUCCGCGUGCAUAGUGUCAUCUUGAUCGAGGCCUCUCCUUUUUUCAAACGUAGGCUCAGCCAAGUAGGGGACACCGUAGCUACCGACGGACGUCCUGUGGUCAUACUUUCAGAGGAUAGCACAACCCUCAACAAUCUCCUUCGGUUCUGUUAUCCGGUCAUCGAUCCGGUAUUGGAAGACUUGAAGGAUGUCCAGUUAGUGCUGGAAGCAUCCAUCAAAUAUGAGAUGGAUCAAGCGAAGUUCUUAGCGAUAGAGGCGUUGCGCUCUUUCUCUGAGAGAGAGCCACUUCGCGUCUGGGCUAUGGCAUGUCAUUUCCAACUCGAAGACGAGGCUCGUGUCGCUGCAAAGCACACGUUAAACCGGCCAAUCUUGGACAAUAUGCCGCCAGAGAUGAAGAUGGAGGGCGUGUUUGCAGGCGCGUUCUUCCGUCUUCUGGAGUACCGUCGCCAGGAUGGGCGGGUGGACGACACUUUCACAUUUCUCAAUCGAGCAUCUUCACCGGCAAAAAAUGACCAGACGAAGGAACCAAUCGCCAGCACGAGCGUGUCUGAGACAGCGAUGGAUCAGUUCUUCGAUCAUCCCUAUGCUGAUCUUGUUUGCCGGUCUUCGGACGGGACAGAUUUCCGUGCGCAUAGGAUCGUGCUGUCGAUGGCAUCUCUUGUCAUUCGCGACAUGAUUGACAAAGCUACGCAAGCAGGAACGGAGGCUGCCGUGCCGGUUGGGCUGCCUGUUCUCCGACUCGACAUCCCCGGUCGCAUACUUGCAUUGCUCCUCAAGCUUUGUUACCCCCUAGAAAAGCCUGAAGAGCUGAUUGACGAUAUGACGAUAGUGGAGACUCUCCUUCAAGCGACGGUGCAGUAUGGGAUGGAUAGGGUUGGCGAGUCUGUGAAAGCUGCGUGGAGAAAGCUCGCUAGCCCAGAGCCACUCCGGGCAUAUCUAUUGUCUGCCCAGUCACCCAUCCAAUAUCUGGCCAGAGAAGCUGCGUCGCGCACAAUGCGGUAUGCACACCUGCAUAAGGAGUAUACUAAACAGAUGGAGCAGGCAGCUGCGGAAUGUUACUAUCGGCUCAUCAGAUAUCGAGACGAAGAAAGUGAUGCGAUGGGGAGGAUAAACCGAGAGCUGGGCUUGGGGACAUUCUGGUCUACGUACAAUGAUGAACCCGUAGAAGGAUCUAUCCAAGAGUGCUCCUCGUGCUCCGAGGUUCUUCCAGACAGAACACGGCGGAAGACCUGUUUAAAUUGCGCGAAAAAAAGCCUGAACGCACAAGUCACUGUACGACUAUCGGCAUCAUUUGCCUCGCGGCCAGAUGCAUUGACCGGCAUCCACGGAGAAGACAUCGUACUGUUCUCAAUCCAGAACAAUCUUUGGUGCCCUAGCUGCGGGCAGAUAGCGACAUUCUGGGAGGAGGCAGAGGAUUAUGUCCAGGAGCAAUAUCGAACCGCGUUGUCUUCGACCCAGGUUUUCAAUCAAAGUAGAAUAUUUGCAUCAAUGGUGCUGUAUUGGUACCUUUCGGCUGCAGACGCACAUUACUGCAGAGCUCAAUACGUAAACUUUGUAUCUUAUGUUCGGCCAAGUAAUAUUGUUGAAGUUCCGGUGGCAGCCUCGUAUUUUGGACGAUCAGACCGAGAUCAAUUGCACGCUCUUCCGCCACCCUUUCUUGGUGCCAACAUGUCAUCUGCAGCUGCAGAAGUCCUAUUAUCCCAUUACUUAAAAGUGUCAGACAGUGUACCACACAGGGCUUUCUUGUCUGAAACGGGCAGCACAGCGCUUCUCAGCAGCGUGGAUCAGCCUCCAGCUCAGACCCGUCGCUCCUUCCCCAACCACCUCAUGCAAUCUCGUGCUGCCUCCACCGACGCUUCGCCACCGUUUGACAAUGUAGCCGCAGACAUCAUCCUCCGGUCUUCCGAUGGCGUCGACUUUCGCGUGCACAGCGUGAUCCUCGCGGAGGCCUCUCCCUUAUUCGCGAACAUGUUCAGCUUGCCCCAGCCUCCAAAUCCUGAAAACCCACAGGAGGACAGCGCGGACACAAGGGAUGGUCGUCCAGUUGUUGCGAUGACGGAGGACAGCACGACGCUCGACAAUCUCCUGCGCGUAUGUUAUCCGAUUGCCGAUCCCCUGCUGACUGACCUGGAAGCGGUGCGAGGCAUAUUGGAGGCGGCUACGAAGUACGAGAUGGAGCAGGCGACGGCCGUCCUCUGCAAGAAGCUACGGUCGUUCGCCGCGAGUGAGCCGCUCCGCGUCUGGGCCGUCGCAUGCCGCUUGCAUCUGGAGUCAGAGGCGUUGCACGCCGCUCAGCAAGCCAUGUCACACUCCUUACUCGACGAGUUUCCACCGGAGAUGCACGAGAUAUCUGCAGGUGCCUACUUCAGGCUGUUGCACUUCCAGCGCUUGAAUGGACAAGUGGACGGCUCGUUCAGCUUCUGCAGUCCGGCCCCAUCCGACGUCGAACAGACUGCUGAGGAAGAGGACGUGCCUCAGGUCGACUUUUACGCUCACGCAUACACAGACGUCACCUGUCGCUCCUCGGACGGAGUCGACUUCCCAGCGCACCAGAUCAUCCUAUCCUUGGCAUCUCCCGUCCUACGUGACAUGCUCAAUUCUGCUGCACCACCGAAGCCGUCUGUUUCGGAAAACAGCAUCUCUACCUUGAACCUGCCCGAGGACAGCCGCACAUUGUCGGUUCUCGUCAAGCUUUGCUAUCCCAUCGACCAGGGCAAGCUGAUCGGCGAGAAUUUAUCACUGCUGGAUUCUCUCAUGCAAGCAGCCGCCAAGUAUCAGAUGACGCGCGUGUCCAACGCCCUCAAGAACGAAUGGGAGGACUUCGCAUAUCGCAAGUCUGUGCGCGCCUUCCUCAUCGUCGCGCGCUCGGGUCCGGAGCUACAUCCAUAUGCGCAGGAGGCGGCGAUGCGGAGUCUCAGAUUCGCCUAUGCUGAGCAGGUCUACGUAGACGAGAUGGAAAGGACUCCCGCGGACGUGUUGCGCAGAUUGCUUAGGUACCGUCGGGCGUGCCGCGAGGCGGUGACGAGAGAGAACGAGCAAUUAAACCUGGAUGCACUUUGGGAUCUGCCCAAGCCUGAUGAGGGUGAUUUGCAAGGGGCAUCGGUGAAGGAAGAGCACAAAGAGGGCGAAGCCACGUCUUCGUCUGAAGAAAAACCUGAGAUCAGCGAGGAGAAGAAAGCGUCGCUAACUGAGGACAAGCAAACAACUGAAGAAGCGGACGAGACAAAGCCCGCCGAGGGGGACGGCCUUCAGCCGCCACCACCACCGGCGUCAGGGAGCGCGCCGGAGCAGGAGAGCAUGCCAAAGCAAGAGGACGUGCCAAAGCAGGAGGACGCGCCGCCCACCUGUUCUUCGUGCGGACAAAGCGGUGCUGCGAUGCACUUCAGACGGAAAAUGUGCCACAAAUGCGCGCGGGACUGGAUCUAUGACAAUGUGACGGACGCGAUGGGCAAGGAGCACAAGACGGACGAGGAUGAGCGGGAAUACGACCAGGGUGUGUUCUUGCGCUCCUACCAGGAGGGAUGUUACUGCACGGAGUGCGAGCCAAUCGCUAAGUUCCUAACAGGAUUGCACGAGUACGUCUCGGUGAGGGUAAAGAAGGUGCUGUGUGAGGUGGGCAUCGUCCAGCUUGAGCCGGCAUCGCUGUAG
This is a messenger RNA of Laetiporus sulphureus 93-53, 3747 nucleotides long. RefSeq lists its product as uncharacterized. Bases 1 to 3747 code for a protein of 1248 amino acids. The record is from RefSeq and is a predicted model, not a curated record. The transcript has 6 exons. Gene Ontology annotation, molecular function: protein binding. NCBI's taxonomy places the organism in Eukaryota, Fungi, Basidiomycota, Agaricomycetes, Polyporales, Laetiporaceae.